GCGACCAGUCUGGCACAUGCGCCGGAUGGGCAGGUCAUUUUAGACUUGGGCGACGGUGGCGACCCCAUCGCAGUCACGUUGUCCAGUGGGAGGGUCGUCAUCCAAAAAAGAACCAGUGGCAGCAUUGAUUUCUUCAGGGGGUGGUCCGAGUACAAGUCGGGCUCUGGCGACAACGACAACUUCUGGCUCGGGAAUGACAACAUCCACCGUCUCACUGAAGCGUCGAGCGAGAUCGAGCUGCGGGUGGACCUAGUGGACGCCACUGGUCAGCCGGGGCACGCCACGUAUUCCAAUUUCCACGUGGACAGCGAAUCGAACCUAUAUCAAUUGACAGUCGGCGGGUAUUCAGGAGACAUCGGAGACAGCCUGGCCAUCCACAACGGGCGGCGCAGCUUUACAACCAGUGAUCAGGACAACGACCUUUCGUCAAGCAACUGCGCCAGUGCAUUUUUUGGCGCGUGGUGGUACGAAUCCUGCCACCUGUCAAAUUUGAACGGGCGCUACGAAGCGUCCAGCACCGCGACUCUGACGCGGACCACCGUCACUACGUCGCUCACGACGACCACCGUGAGCAGCACCACGGACUCCACCACUUCGUCGUCCGUGACCACAGGGACGGCCACCCCGAGGCGGUUCUCCAUGGUUGUGGCCGAGUUAGUGGUCGCGUUGGACCCCACGGUCACCCAGACCGAGAUGGAGAGCGUCGCGAAGGCCUCCAUCGCGCUGUACUUGGAGACCAGUGACUCUCUCAUCGCCAUAGACGGCGUAUACGAGGUCACCGAACGACGCCGUUUUGGCCUGGAGAGGAAGCUCACCUCGGACUCCACGUUGUGGCAUGUGGACUAUCGUGUCGAAGUGGAGGGGACGGACUACGAGGACAUCCAGAGCGCCCUGGCCGCGCUGAAUGACACGGCGGGCGCGGCCGACUUCUCCGCAGCGGUUGCGGCAACGUUGGUUAACUUGGGCAUCAUGUCAUCGCAUCGUCUACGGUACGCUAGCGAUCCUGUCGUGGAGCUGUGGAUGCACACCACGGCGACCCACACGUCGACGUCGUCCACGACGUGCUGCGUGUGUCCAUGGCCCGACGUCGACCCCGUGCCCAUAGGGAUUGCGGGACCCAACUUUCAGGUCGUUGGCCCAUUGCCCGACCUUCUCCGCAUCGAAUGCACAGGCUUCAAAUGGGGCGACACGUGCUCUCCAGUCUGCGCACCUGGAUACCACGUGGAAGAAACGCUUCUCUGCAGCACCGUCUCCGAGAACGGGACGGUCCUCAUAGACGGGGAGUGGCAGGGUACCGCCAGGUGCGAGCCCAACGUUUGCGUGGGACGCCCUGCCUUAAAGAUGCCAGUCGGCUACGACGGCGUGGGCGCGGGCUGUUCCGACCGGAACUACACGCAGACGUGUGACGUUUCGUGCUCGGAGUACGAUGGCUAUGAAAACUUGGCGAACCAAAUCCUGAUCGAGUGCACGGCUACGACGGCCUACGACUGGGUCAACACCACUGGAGUGUGCACAGAGAAGGCUUGUCACGCGGACAAGGUACCAUUCAUUCCGAACGUGGUCGACAGCUCGUCCUGCGUCAACAUCGCCAGCGGAGCAAAUUGCUCGCCCGUGUGCAACUCGUCAUACGAGCUCCUCGCUCCCAUCAAAUGCACGAGGGGCGUUUUCGACAUGGUCCCACUGGUCUGCAUGCCGACUGCGGACAUAGAGGCUCUCGACUCUGCAGUGGGUCUUGUCGUGGAAGUGGCGCUCGUCGAGAGCAGCUUGGACUCAGGCCUCGCCGCCGAGUGGGCCUCAGGAAAUUUGCAGUGGGACGCGAUCAGGGGCGCGUUCGGCGCGGUCCUCGGUCUGUCCAUGGACCAGAUCCACGUGUACACGGCGAAGCGCCUGAACUCCGAUUACCAGUCUGGCCUUCCAGCGAGGCGCCUGACGACGUUGCAGGGGCUGUGGAUAAAGCUGAUGUUUCAAAUCUACCCCGCCGACGAUGAGACAGCUGUCACGGACGGCCUGGCCAGCCUCAACGUAGAUGGGGACAGCCUCAUCAGCGAGCUCGUUUUUGCCCUGCGGGAUGCCGGCGUUGCUGUCCCACAGGGCCUCGCCGCGGCCAGGCUCGUCGUCGGGGCGCCCGUGUCCGCCAUCGUGACCGUCCCUGUGGCGCGCUGGGUGGCGCGCGAAUCAUGGUCUCUUUGCAGCAACUUGUGCGGAGUGGGGGAGCAGACUCGCACAGUGGACUGCCUGACUGGCUCUGAGGACCUGUGCAAUGCGAACGUCCCGCCAGGCUACACCAAGGAGUCGUUUAUGCCCGACACAAGGGUGUGUGAGACGUACGUCUCGUGCCCGUACGACUGGUUCUGCCCAUCAGGCCCGGACCCCGUCACGGGCGACGGCUGCGAUGCGCAGGCCGGCAUCGUAGCCGCUGUGAUCGCCGUCGCUUUCUUCAUUGUGUCCACCGUUGGGAUUCGGUAUUUACGGAGAAUGAGCGUGGUACCGACGAGGGGGAUGGUGAAUAUUAGGGGGUUGGAUCGGUCAGGUGACCCAGUUGAGGUCGCGUGGACGAGGACGGAGGGGGUCGUUGACGAGGACGGUCAGCAAAAGACGAGGUUGCACUACGACCUCACCAUGGAGCAGAUGGCCCAAUUCGACGCGUACGAGGACCGCGAGCGGGGCUGCGCCAAUCUGAUACCACUGGACCCUAGGGAGGACUCGUUCUUGAAGGUGGACCUGAACUUGAGCGGCACGAUGGACUUCGAGCUUCACUUGGCGAUUAGGACCAAGGCCAGAGACUCGCUGCUGUUCGGCAAGGUCUUUCCCAAUGACAAGCCGCCAUUCGGCAUCGGCAAGGCGAAGGUUUUGUUGAUCAAGCAUGGCAAACUCUGCUGGCAAGUCGGCGAAAGUUGCAUCACUGGGAAGACCGACAUUGCAGACGGCUUCCAGCACAAAGUCUCAGUCGGGUACAGAGCGCACCAGGAGCAAUACUACCUCGAGGUCGACGGCAUUUUCGAAGCGAAAGGGCUUUGCGGUGCUGCUGACCACCAGGAUACCAUCCUUGUCCUCGGUAAAGAAACUGCGCCGAGGAACGGCGAGUUCAACGACGAGCUCCACCCCUUGUUCGAAGACUUGCACGGCAGCUGCUUCGAAGUGCUCUCGGCGGAGCAACAGGGGGAGGCGCCCCUCUUUGACGGCGACGUCGACCAUCGCGUUUGGAAGGAGUACAGAUGGAAUAAGAACCGGGGAAGGUACGCAUGGUUUGCGUAUGCGUUAUGCAUCGAGUCUGACGAGGUGAUCGACCACACGAUGUCGAAGCAGGAGGCCGAGGAGGAGAAACACCAUUCCACCGAACCGCAAUCGGUCGUCAGCCCGCCCCACUGGGCAUACCACAAGAACCAGGACGUGGAGUAUUGGUCAGCAACCUUGCACACGUGGCUCCCGGCCAGGAUCAUCGAUUCCAGAGGUAUGUACUUCGACGAGUAUCUCAAGUUCAACGUUCUCCACUACGAAGUGUAUGUUGGGGCGUCCAGGCAGUUGGUGCACGGCGUUGUGAUGAAUGACUUGCGCUUACCACUUGUUGACGGCGACUUGAUCAGCGUGUACUCCCCUAACCAUAGGCGUUUCUUUCCCGCUCUGGUCCGCAAGUCGAUGAGGCACAUUGACCCCAGAAAUGGAUACGACAUCGAGCUGGAGGACGAGCUGACCGACGAUGGGGAGACGUACACCAAGUCUGAGCUGCAGAAGGAUCUGGAGAUUCAGAACAGGGACCGGAAAUCCGAUGCUGCAGGACGAAAUUCGAGCUUGGACGGCGUGGGCGAAUUUGGACGUGGAGAGAGGCCGCUUGGAGUCCCGGCUCUGAGGGACUUGCCCGAGCAGGGCGUGGAAGAAUAUAGGCUGAUCAAGAACAUGUCAGCCAAGCGGGUGAGGAAGCGAUACAAGAGGGGAGACUUCGUCCGCGUCUAUAUGGGCGUCGACGCCGGCUUUGUCAUGGCCGAGGUCGUUCGAGAAGAGCUGGCAGGAGGGACAUCCGCAAGCCAAGGUGGCAAGGGCGCACGCCCGAGGCCAUCGUUGCCACGCAACCGUCGCAAAGAACGACAACGUCACGCCAUGGUCGUCGUGAGCAUUGUGAGUCGCUCCGAGGGCUCUCCGGGCGAAGAUCAAUGGGCUGGCGUGGAUACCAUGCUAGGGGAUUCCAAGAUGACGAUGGCGGAGUUCUUGCAGCGCCGUCCAAAUUAUUCCAGCGAUUCGCCCUCGCCCACGCAGUCCAACGGCGAUGAGCUGCGCGCCGUCAACGUGCACCCUGGCGCUGGCACAGCGGCUGCCGAGCCCGCAAUAGCCGUCUUCUCGGCAUUCACUGUCACUGGCGUCCCUGGCUACCUCCUGCACCCGCCUCUCGUGGGGCAGCCUGUCGUCGGAGCGUGCCGCCACGCCGACCCAGCCGUGGCCCAGCCGGCCCAGCCCGCCACGUGCGACGGACAGCACACCGAGAGGCUCGGGCAACGGACUGGAGCUGCCCGAGUCCUGGACCGCUGGUCCUUGGUGGUGUUCAUCGGAGAAC
Molecule: messenger RNA, 4546 nt
Organism: Prorocentrum cordatum
Lineage: Eukaryota; Dinophyceae; Prorocentrales; Prorocentraceae
Source: the annotation of a GenBank genome assembly